ACUGCAGCUGUCCGCGGUGCUGAAACUGUCAGUGCGACACAAAAAGCAGAGAGUUUGUUUUUCUGUCGCUCCUUCAGUCAGUUUGAAAAAUGGCCGCUGGUUAUAAACAACACCUGUCUGUCACGUGCGCUGUGAUACUUCGGCAUUUAAGAUGCAAAAAGUGCACGUGGAACUAAUAAUAACAAUAAUCCUGAGAACUUGAUGUGUCGGGUCUGCCUGCGAGGCUAAACUCAGGGCAGUCCACCCCUGCACUCCUCCAUCCUUCUCCACCCUGCUGUCGGACUCCCGGUUGUAUAACCGCUCCGCUGCCGCAGUGAAGGAAACCCCUCUCUCCUCUCCCGCCUGUCCUUUUAUGGUACGGGGAUACCCGCCGUCACAACCGGAAGCUGCCCAUGUUUGGGCAGCUACGAAGCGCGCGGCGGGGGGAAUCCCUCGCGCCGGUGCCGACCAAUAAGGCCGGGACUGGAGUUACCUAGGAGACGGAGAGUAUAAAACGGGCAGCGAGCGGAGGGAGCCCAGCAUCUUCAGCAUCACCGAGCGGACUAACGGAACACACCGACAGCUCCGGUAACGGAUUAAUAACAGGAUUUUUAAACGGCUCGAGGGAAUCCCCGACACCGACCGAGCAGCUUGACUCAGUGCGUCCACCUGACGCUACACACACACACACACACGUACACACAGGUACCGCAGCGACCCGCAACACUUCACGCAAUGCUUCUGGAGCGCGACGACAGCUUCAUGUCGGAGUUUGAGGACGCGUGCAGCGCCUGGGUGGACAGCGUGGGCUCGAGCCCCAGCGACGGAGCAGACUCUGACGUGGGAUCACCUUUGUGCCAAGGUGUGUUUUCUCCGGGAACUGACGCCUCUGACUCAGAUUUCUUCUCCGACUUCAGCGACUGCUCCUCGGACACGCUCUCGCCGUCCCUCGGCUACACCGGCAGCUUCUUUGCCGAACCGGAGCCGGUACCGGCGGCAGCGGGGCUGAGCAGCACCGCGGACGCGAUCCUCAACAUGAUUACAGAGAUUGUCGGGAUCUGCACCGAGAUGGAGCAGCAGGGCGACUCCAGCCCGUCCCCCUCCCCGGCCGCAGCCUCCCCCUCCUCCUCGCUCGUGCUUCCACCUCCAUGCUUGACUCCCAGCUCCGACUUGAGCAUCCCUCCCCCGGCCGCAGCCCAGCAGCUGGCUCCCGCCUCCAUUUCACACCCAGUGAUGGUUAAGAGCGAGUUUGUGACCACCAGCUGCAGCAGCGGGUGUGGACAAUCUUCAGUGACCGGGAAUGAUGCUUUAUACGCGGCCAGCGCCGACUGCCUCCUCCCGCUGUCGGCUCUGGAGCAACAGAUGGAUGUGGCCGACUUCAUCGACUCUCUGUUGAGCUCCGAGGCCGGCCAGGGCGAGCUGAAGCCCGGCUAUGAGGUGAAGCAGGAGCCGCUGGGGCUGGAGGACUGGCUGAAGAGCCUGGUGGCUGCACCGGUUACCGGGGGAGAUUCCAGCAGCUACGUCAUCGGCAGACCGGUAGUCAAGACGGAGCUCGUGCAGAGCGGGAGCGACCUGCACUUCUCCCCCACACCCCUCUCCUCCACCCUGGACGCUCACCUCCUCUCCUCCCUCCUGCAGGGCGCGUUCCCGAUAGUCAACAUCAGCAGUGUGCACGCGACAGGAGCCCCCAAACUGUCACGCGGGGGCAGAAGAGCUCCCGCCAAGAACGGCCUGAAAGUGAAACCUUUCCCGUGCUCCGUGCAGGGCUGCGAGCGCCGCUUCUCGCGCUCGGACGAGCUGAACAGGCACGUGCGCAUCCACACGGGACAGAAGCCCUUCCAGUGCACCAUCUGCGCGCGCUGCUUCAGUCGCAGCGACCACCUGACCACGCACACGCGCACACACACGGGGGAAAAGCCCUUCUCGUGCGAUGUGUGCGGCAAGCGCUUCGCGCGCAGCGACGAGAGGAAGAGGCAUGGGCGCGUGCACGUCAAGCAGCAGCUGCGCGCGCAGAUGAUGGCCGCCUACUCCCUGGCUCUGAACGCGCCUGGCAUCUGAACGGCUGCUGUGGAGAGAAGCUAAAGCUUCGGGAUUUGCACCGACAACCGGAAAGCGUCAGAGGCGUUUCCAUGUGACGUCACACUGGCUAUUUUUCAGCGAAAGCCGGGAAGAGCAGAAAAGCUCUUCGGGGGACUUUAAAGUCCAGAUUCUGGCUCCUCUCACGGCGCAUGUGUGAGUGCAUUGCAGGAGGACUGUGGGAGGACCGGGUUCAGGCGUGAUCCCGGACCAGCUGGGCCAGCUCCCGGUGGUCUGAGAGAGACUCCGGCUGCCUGAAGGCAGACCGCGGCAGACUGCCUCUGCUUGUAAAAAAAUACAUCAUGACUUUUGUGACUUUUCUGCAUGACGCAAAAAGAAGCUGAAUGGUGACGUCAGAAUGUCGUGACUCUGUCCCUGCCGACGCAGAUAUUUUUACGUCAAACCGCUUUUUAUCAUCACAGUUCUCUGUUUGUAACACAAACUAUUUUUCUAGACUGUCUACCUCUCUGUGUCUGUGUUUCCGGACUCGACGUCAGACGUCUGUGGCGGGUAAACGUGCAGUGAUGUCACUUUUCUAUGAAAUGACCGCGAGUCUUCUGCGCACUGAAUGAACUGUUAGAUCGUUCUGAUGGCGCCGGAAGAGUUGCACUGAUGCAUUGUGGGAUGCGUGUCCUGUGUAGAUGAGCACGUGGCUGUGCAGGUUUACUGCUGUCAAUAAACAACAACAACAACA
Molecule: messenger RNA, 2749 nt
Organism: Siniperca chuatsi (mandarin fish)
Lineage: Eukaryota; Metazoa; Chordata; Actinopteri; Centrarchiformes; Sinipercidae
Product: early growth response protein 1-like
Exons: 2
Coding region: 715-2037 (440 amino acids)
Biological process (GO): regulation of transcription by RNA polymerase II
Molecular function (GO): DNA-binding transcription factor activity, RNA polymerase II-specific; RNA polymerase II cis-regulatory region sequence-specific DNA binding
Source: RefSeq, a predicted model, not a curated record